This is a messenger RNA of Pseudozyma hubeiensis SY62, 16194 nucleotides long. RefSeq lists its product as hypothetical. The transcript is spliced from 2 exons. Gene Ontology annotation, molecular function: ATP hydrolysis activity; ATP binding. Gene Ontology annotation, cellular component: preribosome, large subunit precursor; nucleus. Gene Ontology annotation, biological process: ribosomal large subunit assembly; rRNA processing. Lineage: Eukaryota; Fungi; Basidiomycota; Ustilaginomycetes; Ustilaginales; Ustilaginaceae. The coding region runs from base 1 to 16194 and encodes 5397 amino acids. The record is from RefSeq and is a predicted model, not a curated record.
AUGGGUUCGUCCUCGCUGGCAACAUCAAUCGACGCCGAAGGCGACGCCUCAACAACCGCACUAUGUCGUUCAGCUCUGAAAGUCGAUGUGUACGCAGGUUGUAUCUCAUUGAGGACCGAGCUAUCAGAGCGAACAGAGGCUCUGCGCGUGCUGGAAGGAGCGAUAGCCAUCCUCGACGCAAAGAGCUCGGCAUCGAACGCUCUGGAUCGCAUCGCGGCGUUGCUUCUCGUACCGGGUUGCACCCUUCCAGUGGCAUCAUGCUUCAAGCCAAUAUUAGUGGAACUAGCGACUCGCGCGCUCGAUCAAGCACACAAAACGGAUGGUACUAGCGUCGAAGCUCUAGUCAAGACUCUGCACAGCUUCGCUUUGUUGAUCGGCAUCUUCCCUCCCGACAUUUACGAGCUCCUGACCACGUUUGUCGGCACGGCCGCCUUUGCCACCUUGCCUCAAAGCAUCUCGGAAGCACCAGUCGAGGUGCGCAACCAAGUGCUGCUGGAUCUUUACAGACUCGUCGCAGCCACCUCGAACGCUCUUCCUGGCCAGACUGGAAGAUCCUACGCUGAAUGGGCGCAUCGAAUCGUUCUCUCGUCGGAUCCUUCCGAUUCAGUUUCCACGCGUCUGCUUGCUCUCCACUUCUUCACCUCGCAGCAGGGCAUCAGCGAAAAUGGACGAUAUCAACUACAGCAAAAGUGCCUCGACACGCUUGCCAUCGACACCUCUGAUCCAUACACCAUCAAUGCGGUAGCGCCGCUCGCCUUCGAACCAGCUGGCAUCAACUCGUGGACUCUCGAAACGGAAGAGUUCUCGCGCAUCCAACUUGCCCGAUCGCGUGUGGCUCAAACGAGCGCACCGUACCUGGACGAUGGAGAGGGCGAAACAGCGAUGAACGGAAAGCGCAUCGCGCUCUCAACCGACGAUCUGUCUCCUGAAGUCUGCUGCGUCGGCGGUGUCCUGCUCGCACGCUCUCGUCAGAGCAUCAACGACCAUUCUGCCAUACCCCUUGAAGACCGCUUCAUCGAGACCACAGGCAUCUCGCCGUCUCUAUCGCAGCUCGCUCUUCGGCUCAGCCUCCAUUACCCCAUCCUCAUCUCCGGUCCAUCGUCCAGCGGCAAGUCGAGCUUGAUACGACACCUUUCACAAUUGCUCAAAGGAGUAGAAUCGUCCACGAAUGCGAGCCAUCUCCUCACCAUCCAACUCGGCGAUCAAUCUGGCAUCGAUGCCAAGCAGCUUCUCGGCUCGUUCGUCUCGAGUCCAACGCAACCAGGCAAAUUUGAAUGGACCGAAGGCGCCCUCACCCGUGCUCUGCGACAGGGCAAGUGGAUCGUGCUCGAGGACAUUGACAAGGCAGGCUCCGAAGUGCUCAGUACCAUCGCUCAACUCGUCGAACAGCUCGGUCCCACAAAAGUAUUGGGCACGCGCCCCACCAUCGAUCUCGGCACUCGUGGCAAGGUCGUAGCUGGUCAUGGUUUUGCUCUCUUUGCCACACGAGCCACAGCUUCCUCGUUGCGAAACGCGUCCUUAUCCACGGGUGCAAAUUUCCUCGGUAGCUCGCACUGGUCAGAAGUAUUCGUGGCUGCGCCCAGUCAGGCCGAUCUUCAACGCGCUACGCAGCCAUCGGCAGCUUCAUCUCGGUCUUCAGCAACAGGCGCGAGCGUCAGCGCGGGCAGCAUCCGCACAGCGACUCUGCGCGAUCUCAUCAAGUGGUGCCGCCGCGUUGAGCGCCUCUUGUCGAACGAACAUGCCUUGCGCUCCGAUCCGCUCAGCAAUCCCGUGCAGCAAGAGGAGAUCUUCAUCGAGGCGUGCGACAUUUUCCUCGGUUCGGUGCCCCCAGCGCAAGAGGUACUCGCCACUUCGGCUUCAGCUACUCCUUCUACAACGAAAGCAUUCAACGGCAAGAGUGCUGACCGCUAUGGAGCGCUGGUUGAGCUGCUCGCCCAAGAGCUUGGCUUGACCAGCGAACGUGCCUGGUGGGCGCUCAAGCAGCGCAUCCCAGAGCUCUCUGUGAGGUCCGCAGAUCCCUCUCUCGGCGUCAACGCGAUGGUCCAGUCCAUUGACGCUGGAUCGAGCCUGAUCCGUGUCGGUCGCUGCGAGCUGCAGCGUCGUUCCAAGGCCAUCGCCAAAAGAGCCGCUCCGGUUUCGAGAAAGUUUGCAAUGACAAAGCCGUCUCUGUUGCUGCUAGAGAGGCUGACUGUAGCAACAGCUCUUGGCGAGCCCGUGCUCCUUGUCGGCGAGACCGGUACGGGCAAGACCACUGUCAUUCAACAUCUUGCUUCGCUCCUCGGUCAACCUAUGGUUGCGCUCAAUCUUAGCCAGCAGACUGAGAGCGGCGACCUACUCGGAGCCUUCAAACCGCUCGAUCCCAAAGUUCCGGCCACCGAGAUCCACGACCAAUGGAGCUCCCUCUUCGCCCGCACCUUUUCGUCCCGCCGCAAUGCGCGCUUCGUCGACGCCGAGCGCAAAGCCUUCAUCGCUGGUAAAUGGUCCCGCCUUGCCCUUCUGUGGCGCGAAUCUGCAAAGAUGGCCUCGCAACGCCAGAGAGGUCCCAAUACGACAGGAGCGACAGAUCAAGACAUCGCCAGCGUCGACGCCGACGGACGUGCCGGAUCCGGUUCGAGAAAGAAGCGCAAAACGGAGCGAGGCGCUGCCGAAGGUUCUCCUUCUGAUAUCGACGAUGCGCGAGCAGAGGCAGAACUUGAUCGCGAGUGGGUCGAGCUGGAUGCAAAAGCCAGGGACUUUGGUGUCCAGCACGGCGGCAAGAAGAAGAACCUCGUCUUUUCCUUUGUUGAGGGUCCCCUGGUCAAGGCGCUCAGACAAGGUGACUGGAUUUUGCUCGACGAGAUCAACCUGGCGGCCGCCGAGACUCUCGACAGCCUCACGGGCCUCCUCCAAUCUCCGACCUCGAGCAUCACCCUCACAGAGCGCGGCGAUCUGGAGCCUAUUCCCAGACAUCCCAACUUCCGACUCUUUGCUUGCAUGAAUCCUGCCACCGAUGUCGGCAAGAAGGAUUUGCCGGCCAGCUUACGAUCGCGUUUCACCGAGCUCUACGUGCCCAGUCCAGAUACCGAUCGUGAUGCGCUCACGGCCAUCGUGGAAAAGUACAUCGGCGAGCACGCUCUCGGAGACAGAGGUGCCAUAAUGGAUGUCGCCGAAUGCUAUGCCGAGAUUCGCCGCUUGGCGCAGCAGCACGAGCUGGCCGAUGGCGCCAAUCAGCGACCCCACUUUUCCAUCCGAACUCUAUCGCGCGCAUUGACGUUCGCCACUGACAUUGCACCGCAGUACGGACUGCGCCGUGGUCUUUGGGAAGGUUUCAUCAUGGCUUUCACCCUGCUGUUGGACGAAACCAGCGCCAGGACAGUCCGCGCCAUAAUCGAGCGUCAUACCCUGACCAAGGCAAAGAAUGCCCGUGCCAUCGCUACCUAUGUUCCUCCAGCUCCCACGGGUGCCGAAGACGAAUAUUUCGUCCAAGUCGGGCCAUUCUGGCUCACGACCGGACCUGCACCACUCGACGCUGCAGAGGACUACAUUCUUACGCCGUCCGUGCAGAACAAGCUCGUGGGACUCUCGAGAACCGCGUUGACCCGUCGCUCUCCCGUCCUCAUCCAGGGGCCUACGUCAGCGGGUAAAACGAGUGCCGUCGAGUAUCUUGCGCGUCGCACUGGACACCGCUUCGUUCGCAUCAACAACCACGAGCACACCGACAUCCAAGAGUACAUUGGCUCGUACGCCUCGGACCCCGACUCGGGCAAGCUUAGCUUUCAGGAAGGCUUGCUGGUCAAAGCUCUGCGUAGAGGUGAUUGGAUCGUCUUGGAUGAGCUCAACUUGGCACCCACGGACGUGCUCGAGGCUCUCAAUCGUCUGCUGGAUGACAAUCGCGAGCUCGUCAUCCCCGAGACAGGCGAGGUGGUCAAGCCCCAUCCACACUUUAUGCUCUUUGCGACGCAGAACCCUCCAGGUCUCUACGCCGGACGUAAAGUGUUGAGUCGAGCCUUCCGCAAUCGUUUCCUCGAGCUGCACUUUGAUGACGUUCCGCGAGCCGAGCUCGAGACGAUUCUCACCAACCGAUGCAAGAUAGCUCCCUCUUACUCGUCGCGCAUCGUAGGCGUCUUUGAAGAGCUACAGAAGCGUCGCCAGGCUGGUCGUGUCUUUGAGACCAAGCAGGCCUUCGUCACGCUUCGUGACCUAUUCCGUUGGGGCAAUCGCGAAGCGGUAGGCUAUCAGCAACUGGCAGAGAACGGGUACAUGCUUAUCGCCGAGCGAGCGCGUCGCUCAGACGAUAAGGACAUCGUCAAGGAGGUCAUCGAGAAGGUCAUGCGCGUCAAGCUCGACGUCGAGCGCAUGUACUUGCUAGAGGGUCAAGACAGCGAGGCAACGCUUGCUCGUAUCGGCAGAGGACUCGGCAGCGCCAUCAUCAAGACCCUUUCCAGCACAAACAUCGUGAAAACAUCAGCCUUUCAACGAUUGCUGUGCCUCGUGGCCACAUCCCUGCGGUACAACGAGCCAGUGCUGCUCGUCGGUGAAACUGGUGCGGGCAAGACGUCCGUGUGCGAGGUACUCGCGACUGCCUUCGGUCGCGAUCUACACUGUGUCAACUGUCACCAGAACACCGACACGGCCGAUCUUCUCGGUGGUCAGCGUCCGCUUCGCAAUCGAGCUGCUCAGCAAAACUCCGCCAAGGCUGCAUGCAUCGAAGCCCUGAACGAGCUCCACAUCCCACACAAUCUCAGUGGUGAGAGCAAGCUCGAAGACGUUUCCUCCGUCAUGGAGGCGAUCUUGUCCAACGAGCCGGAGCAGCUGGCGUCACUAGACCAAUCGCAAAAGGCAACAGCUAAGCAGUCGCUAAACAGUGCUCUGCGCGAGGUGUACCAGGCUACCGCGCUGUUCGAAUGGCGGGACGGCCCUCUGGUACAGGCGAUGCGAGCUGGCGAUCACAUCUUGCUCGACGAAAUCUCAUUGGCCGACGACAGCGUGCUCGAGCGUCUCAAUAGCGUUCUGGAACCUGCUAGAACACUCGUCUUGGCCGAGCGAGCCACCUCGUCGAGCCAACUUAGCUCCGAGGCUGACAUCUCGUCAUCGCAGAUCACGGGUGCAGAUGGCUUCCAAGUGCUCGCGACCAUGAACCCAGGUGGCGACUACGGCAAGAAGGAGCUCUCACCCGCGCUGCGUAAUCGAUUCACCGAGAUCUGGGUGCCGCACGUCGAUAUUCGUAGCGACUUGAUCCAGAUUAUCAACGCACAAUGGAGGGACGCUAGGUUGUUGCUAUGGACCGAGCCCAUCAUCGACUUUUCCGACUGGUUCAUUCAUCAGAUUGGCGGCCGCGACCAGUCAGGAUUGGGCUUGCGAGAUCUUCUUACGUGGGCAUCAUUCAUGAACGAGCUCGUCGUCAGCUCGUCGCUAGAUCCAGCCCUCGCUUUCGCCCAUGGCGCCUCUCUCACGAUCAUUGACGGCCUAGGGGCGCUGCCUGCCACCGCAGCCAUGACCGCUGCAGGCUUGGCGCAGCUACGCAAUCGCUGCCUUGCCAGGGUGGCCGAGCUCAUUGCACCUCAAGAGUACGAUCCCAAACUGGAAAGCCUUUUCGAAGUGGACAUCUCCGAGGAGCGCUUGCGCAUUGGUCCCUACACCAUCCAACGCGGGAGCAUCGACACAGUCGCGCGAGGUUCUGGGUCGUUCAGCUUCGGAGCAAAGACUUCUGCAUCCAACGCUAUGCGAGUCCUUCGAGCUUUGUCCGUACCAGGAAAGUCGGUCCUUCUCGAAGGUAGCCCAGGAGCGGGCAAGACCAGUCUGAUCACUGCCCUCGCCGCUGCAGCAGCUCGCCCGCUGACUCGCAUCAACCUCUCCGAUCAGACCGAGCUUGUGGAUCUGUUUGGGUCAGACAUGCCUUUGGAAGGCGGAGGUCCUGGUGAGUUUGCUUGGCGUGACGCAGCUUUCCUUACCGCCAUGCAGCAAGGCGAAUGGGUGCUGCUCGACGAGAUGAACCUCGCAUCUCAAACGGUGCUCGAGGGCCUCAACUCGUGCCUUGACCAUCGUGGAACCGUCUACGUGCCUGAGCUGGGACGCUCCUUCACCAAGCAUAGGGACUUCCGCAUCUUUGCCGCACAGAACCCACAUCACCAGGGCGGCGGCAGGAAAGGUCUUCCCAAGUCGUUCCUCAACCGUUUCAUCAAGGUGCACAUCGAAGAGCUUACGCGCCAAGACAUUCUCGCCAUCAGCUCGCAUCUGUACCCCAACUUUGAUACGGAGCAGCUUCGUCGCAUGAUCCAGUUCAACUUUGAUCUCCAUCACGAAGUUGUCGUCAAGCACUCCUUCGGCAGGGUCGGAGCCCCAUGGGAAUUCAAUCUCCGAGAUCUGAUGCGAUGGCUUGAUCUGCUGCACACCAAUCUUGGUCUCAACAAACUUGGCGAUCCGGUCGAGCAUCUUGCUUCCCUCUACAUCCAGCGCUUCCGCUCAAUCUCUGAUCGUCAAGCCGCACGCGAACUGUUCCGGAAAACAUUUGGUACGGAGUCGGCCAACGCUCCGCGCAUUCUGUCGACGUUGACGCGGACCAAAGUGCGAAUCGGACAUGCGGUGAUGCAGCGCGAGCCAGUAUUGAACGCGUUCAACCACCGUCUCGUCCUCCUCCCAAGUCAGCUACCGAUGCUCGAGGCCUUGAUGGACUGCGUGCACAAGGAAUGGCUCUCCAUCCUCGUCGGGCCCACAGGUUGCGGAAAGACGAGCGUGGUGAGGCUUCUUGCACAACUGACGGGCGCCCGCUUGGAAGAAUUCCAGAUGAACUCAGGCACCGAUACCAUGGACCUCAUCGGCACGUUUGAACAGUACGACCCGCAUGGACGCAUAAGACAUGCCUUUAGCACGCUGCUAAAGGAGAUGCAGCGCGUUUUCGAAAUGGUUGCUGCGUCGAGCACUGACCAUCUUGCAGCCUUCCUCGCUGCUCGUGACGUAUUCGAGAUGGCUAUUUGGAAUACAAAAGCCACGCUCUCUGCAGAGAGCAUGGUCAGUGCCUUUGAGGCCGUACGAGCUCUCAAUGGCCGCAUCGAUGAUGACGCUCUCAGAGCAGCGCUUGAGGACGCCUCUGCAGCAGCUAUCGAAUUACAGCAGACCUCGCAGGACACCGAACGAGCCACGGGAAGAUUCGAAUGGAUCGAUGGACCUCUACUUCGAGCCUUGCAGGAAGGUCAUUGGCUCUUGCUCGACAACGCCAACCUCUGCUCGGCAUCGGUGCUGGAUCGACUCAACUCUCUCUUCGAAGUCAACGGCUCCCUGGUCAUCAGCGAACGCGGUGUCGUGGACGGCAAAGUGCCCGUGGUUCGACCCCAUCCGAACUUCCGCGUAUUCAUGUGCUUGGACCCAAGGCAUGGCGAGCUAUCAAGGGCCAUGAGGAACCGAGGAAUCGAGAUCGCUCUCUUGCCGCAACAGAGCGCCGAGUCUGCCGAUCUCGAGAGGCUCAUGCAGCUCUGCGGUGUCGAGUCCGGCAAAUCGAUCAGCCUUGAAGCGUCCGCUCAGAGGAUGCUGAUGGAUGCUUCGCUGCGCGGUCAGAUGCUGCAGCGUGGCCUUGAAGAGCGAGAAGAAGGGCAACUAAGCGAUCUGCCAAGCGUCCACCGACGCGAGGCGGCGAUCUGGGCGGCUAGUCAGCUGACGCUUACCAACACUACUUUGGCGUCUGCUACCUUACCUUUGCUUCUCUCGAGCGUCGAAGAAUCAGCCUCAGAAGCAAGCGCCUCCUUGCUGAUACGUCUCAGCUCUCCCAAGGUGUUCACAUUGAUUCGGCAAGUGCUGAUCAGACGUCUGUUAACGGUCUCGGGCAUUACCUCGGCAUUGUUGCAGGACGUUGUAUCAAAUCCCACGCCUCUUCUGACCAGCAGAGAAGCUGUCCAGCAUCGUUUGGCAGAUACGACUCAUGUCACGCAGGAGCUAGUUGAUUCCUUCUCCGUCGACCUUCGCUACGACGACAACGUGUCUCGACUGCUAGGAUCGCAAAGUGUCUCAGCAGAGAGCAUUGGCAUUCUUCUCGCGGCGAUGAUACAACGUCUCGGAGCGCAGCAGAUUAUGGAAGCAGCCUCUACGAAGCGCAUGCAGGAUCUCAGCAUCUUGGAACGUUCCGCACGACUCAGCAGCACCGCAAUGGUCCACGACGAGGACCAAGCGACGACGACUGUGCGCAACGUCUUUCCCCUGAUCGCUGCCACCAACAAUAUGGUGCUUGCAUCUGUGCAUACCGACGGCGCUGCCAGUUGGUCCGCCUCGACCCUGCGUCAAGUGGCUUCGCUUUUGCGCUCUGCCGAGUACUUGCAGAAGCUAUGCGCAACCUCCGAGCUCGAUUACUCGUCGAUACAGAUUCUGGUGCGAUUCAUGUCGGACCUGCUCAGGGACACCAAUGACGGAGGAAUCGUCAGCGACGCCCAUCUGCUUCGCACGAUCGACUCGCUGGGAGGAUCCCUUCAACUCACGUCCGGUAAGGCGCUGUUCCCCAUCUGGUCCCUCUUCGGAGCCAACGAGGGUAUGCAGACCAGCUUGUACCGUCUGAUCUGCGAUGAGCUGACGCAGCUUCCAGCUGUUGCCGGCGGCGAUCUAGUGAAGAACGCUUUGGAUGUCGCAGCCACUCUCUGUGUUGCGAGUAAACAGUCAGCGGCGCCGUCGCAGCUGCGAGAGAUCAUGCAGCUCGGAUGGCAGACGCUCAAGAUGAUCCGAUCUGCCGGCAAUAGGGCAGCCAUCAAAGAUCAGCAGCACGCUGCGGUCGGCUCCGCUGCGACAGCCAAAGCGGAAGCCAUACUGCUCAGUCUCGCAGAGGUUUCGACCAAGACGCCCGACUGUUUGCAUGCCGGGCCCGAGGCUUCCAGGAUGAAGAUUGUCAUGAAUCUCUUCACAGCUGAUUCAUCGCCAGCCAUUCAAGCAGCUGCUGCUUCAUGCAAGUCCGUUCUAUGGUCACUGGACUCCGGAUCCACAAUUUCAAACGCGGUCCUGGCAGACUUCAGCUGGAUUCGUCGUCUUUGGCUGGGAGAGGCAGGCCAGGUCUCGACAAGCGACGGACCCGCCUGCCUUUUGCGGCCCGUCGCUCUGCAGACGCUGCUUGAAUCGCGAUUUGGAUCUCGAUCUCUUGAGGAGAAAUCGCUUCACGAUGCUUCGGUCGGUCGCAUGAUCAGAAGCGUCGGUGCCGCUCUACCGGCAAGCUCGUCGUUCCGCGCCGAAAAGCUUACCGAAGUCUUGACCUGCUUCAUCGGCCUCGUCUCCGAGGCACUCUACAAUGCUGCCCUCAAGGAUCUGUCGAAGCAAGGUCUCCCGUCGUGGAAGUCCGCGACCGGUUUGACGGAAUGCAGCGCUGUCCUCAAGUCGUUGCUGGCAGCGGAACGGGCGCACCUCGCGGAGGGCACCGCCGCUGCAUUGUGCGAGUGGAUCAUCGUCCUGGAGCAAGAAAUUCAACCUGCCUUGUCAGGCCCGAGAGACACGAGAGAAGUCGCGACCAUUGGACAAGCGUGGAUCUCCACUUCGUUGAUCAUGCUUCGUCUUUACCUGCCCAACGUCGCGCUCGACCCGAUUGUCGCUCGCAGAACAAUGGCCAACUUUAACGAAUUCUGCCAAUCUCAGCUCAAAAGUGCACUCGACCUCGAGAUCUACGCUGAGUCAGCCACGACCGGCGCGGCGAGCAAUCGCGUCAUCCGUGAUCUGCAAACCCGGAUCGACGAUACCAGCAAGCAGCUCAAGAUGCACGCUGGCGAGCAUGCUCAAGCUUGGCGAAAGCCGAAUCUGAAGCUCCUGUCGCAGUUUUACCGCGAGACAUCGUCGUUCCUCCGGGAGGUAGUGACACCCGAGCGAGUGGCUAAUCUGGUUCAGGCAUUGAUCAGCGGACCCUCAGAGCAGGCCGAGCAGCGGGAAGCAAGCUUGCAAGCUAGCUUGCUCUCCUUCGGCGAUCGACUUCGCAAGACUUUUGCUGAGCUUCGUGAUAUGGUCGAGCCCAUCCUGGCAUCGCUGCUACAGCUCCAGCUUGGGUUGCGAAUCGUUCGUCAGGAGAGCCGAAUCGCGUUUGCAUCCGACGACGUCAAGCAGCGCGGUGCCAUCGUGGAAGCACUCGUCGCUUUCCCGUCUGCACGCAGCACGGCGUUGUUACGGCAGGCGAGCCUCUCAAAUCAGCUUCAGGCACGCUCACAGAUAUCAGCUUCCCUCCUCAUCGUCUCCGCCACCUCUGUCGCCUACGAUCGUGCCUCGCUUAGCACUGCGGUGCUGGAGAGCCCCGAUAGCCUUCGCAACGUCAGCCGUGGCUAUGAGAGAAUCUUUCAACUGUGGGCGCUCGACAGGGAAAGGGCAAAGCGCGAAGAGGAAGAGAAUUCGAGUCUGUACAAGUCGCGCAAGAUCGAAGACUCCAUCGACAUGGAUGCAGAAGCAGAAGAGAAGGAGUUCCGCUCCUUGUUCCCGGAGUACGACGACGAUAUUCUGGAUGGUCCGCGACCUUCCGUCGCCGUCAAUGGUGAAGAACACUCGAUGCACAAGGGAAUGUUGCUGCCUCCGCCUCGAUUUGCUGUUGUGUUGCAUGCGCACAUGGCGAUCUUCGGAUCUUCUUCCCGUGGAACAGCCUCUGCAAUGUUCCAGCAAGAGCGCGACAGUCUCGUAACCAAGCUCAUGCGCCAGCAUCACGAGGAUUGGUCGGAGAACAUCGACAAGAUUGGCGCGGCCUUUGGUCUGUCAGCGGCCAUCGACGACCAGCUCGCAUCGAGCCAGACCUCCAAGGACUUCAACUUUUACCUGGAUCCCCGCACAUCUGAGGUCGGAAAGGCGACUGUUAUCGUCGAGGAGCUACGAGCGCGACUGAGUGCUCUCAUACAGAACUGGCCCGAGCAGAUGGUUCUGCAGCAUAUUCGCGAUCGCUGCGACGCAGUACUGCGCCUUGGUGCCGCAAGUCCGGUGGCCAAGAUGCUCAGCGCUCUCGAGCAGCUCUUGACGCACACCGAAGACUGGGAGGGUUUUGCGAGCAAGGAGACGUCAAUUCAGGCAAAUCGCGAACGCAUCUCUGCUCAGAUCAUCGAGUGGAGGCGCUUGGAGCUGUCGUGCUGGGCAGAGCUGCUCAGCACGCAGGCAAGUACCUUCCAGGACGAGCUUGGAGAAUGGUGGUUCCGUGUGUACGAGAUCCUCAUACGAGGCACCCGAGCCGCUUCAGCGGAUGGGCCGGAGGCGUUCAAGGAUCACGUCGAGCAGCUCAUCGACGCGGUCGACCAAUUCAUCCGCUCGAGCCCCCUCGGACAAUUCGAAGCGCGCCUUUCUCUGCUCGAGUCGUACGCGCGCUUUAUCGAGCAACUCGUCCGCUUAGCUCCGCCAAAGGAGAGUCAAGGUCUCGGAGAGGUCGGAGUGGUGUUGCACAACGUGACUGCCUUCUUCCGCCAAUUUGACGAGCGCAUCUCUGGUACCUUGCAGAGCCAGCGUGCAGUCUUGGAAAAGGACAUUCUUGGCUUCAUCAAGCUGGCGAGCUGGAAGGACAUUAACAUCCACGCGCUCAAGCAGUCGGCUCACAAGACGCAUCGUCAGCUGCACAAGACCCUGCGCAAGUUCAGGGACAUCCUUCGUCAGCCGGUGGAUCCCAUGUUGGCUUCGCAUCUCGAUGCACUCACCAGGCGCGAUAUACCCGCCUUGUCUGUUGCCGAGCUCAGCCGUCACAGAUUUUUCCAAGUCAGCGAAAAGCUUAGCGCGGCCUGGACGGAGGCGGUCUCAUUCGCCGGUCACAACGAGUCGGCGCCAGAGCAUAUCCGCAACAUCGUCAAGACUCUCGCAGUCCUUCAGAAGAUGUCAGGUGAUCGCCUCUGGCCGGCAUUGCUGCGACCAACUUCGACCGCCACGGGUAUCGCAGAUCUGGCCGAUGAGAUCGUCGAUCGUCAGCAGCAGCUCGCCAAGCUUACGCCAGCGUUUUCGAAAGAGGACAACGAGAAAGCGAUCAAGAACCUGACGGCACGCAAGCGCAAAGCAUGGUCGGAUCUGCUCAAGGAGCUUCGUCGCGUCGGUCUCAGCUCGUUUGUCAAGACCGACAUGGCCGCGAUGAAUCAGAGCGUGAUGCACAUCUAUACACGACCUGCUCUGCUCCAAGUCUGUCCCGCCUCGCUCUCGGACGAGCCAUUUUCGACGCUCGAGCGACUCUUCUUCCGUCUCCUCGCUGCAUUGCCGAAAGUACGCGACUCGUUGCAAAGUCACAGCCCUGACUUGUCGACGGCUGAACUUCAACGCGGUGUCAACUACAUUGAGCAUAUCACGCAUCUUGUUCUGAAGGAACGAGACCGAAUGCAUUCCGAAUUGCUGUCGCUGUCGUCGAUCGAGAAGCUCGUCGAGCGAAUACGCGAUCUGCAUGUCGCAGGUGUCGGCACUGUCAUCAGGGCCUCGCAAUCUGCGCCGUUCCAGGCUCUAUCCGACUUCCUUGCUCGCCUGGCCGACUCGCUCACCGAGAUCCAGACGCAAGCUCCCAGAUUCCUCGCAACAUCGGCAUUCCCAGCUGGCCCAGCUGACACGUUGAUUGGGCAAUUGUCUCCUCUUGCGGCUCAACUCGGACAGAAAGCCGCAUCCGUUGAAGUGCUUGCAAAAACGGCGAUCAAAGGUGGCAAGGGUCUUUUCUUCGUCACAGAGCAAGAGCGCAUCAGCCUCGAAGCUGGACGCGAUCUGGUCGAAAACCUGCAGCGAGACUUGUUCAUCCACUUGCAGGACUUGCCGGCCUUGGAAGCACUCCUUCAUCCUGUGUGGAAGUGGAUCAGUGAGUCCCUUCCGCUCUUUGACCGAUGCCUCGACACUCUCGACGCACCUCUGAAAGGCUCUUUCCAGCCCGAGAUCUUCGUGCAGCAAGCCAACACGGUGAUCUCGGCCGUCUUGCAGGUGGCUCAAGACGUCCGUCGCGCUCACUCAGCCGUGUCAUCUGACCCGACUGACCUAGAUGACAGUGCGAGUCCCCUGUCGGACAAAGUUGUUACGACCGAACUGCACACUUUGCAGACCCAGCAAGCCAUGUUGCGGUCCUCUUCAGUCUUCUUGGAAGUCGAGAAGCUGUUACACAUGGCACAGCAGCUGGCGAGGGAUACCGAUGCGGAAGAGAUGGUGCAGGUGCAGCUCGCUGCCGUCUAUCCUUUCCUCUGCGAGUAUUCGGAGCUGCUGCGAGCCCAUCUGCUGGCGUCAGCGCAUUACUCCAGGAGCUUGCUCAAGCUCGACCACACACUCUGUCAUUUGCUGACUGCUCUGGCCAGCAAGGGAUUCUGCAAACCUCCAGAGGAGCAGCAGACCGACGACGAUGGCCAAGGCGAGGACGGCGAGCAACUCGAAGGCGGUACCGGACUUGGCGACGGUUCUGGCGCCAAGGACAUCACCGAUCAAAUGGAGGACGACGAAGAUAUCGAAGAGCUUCAAAAGGAUGGUCCGGACGAUGAAGGGGAUGACGGCGACAAGACGGAACGCGAGAAGAACGCAAAGGAGGCCGACCAAGACUUUGGUGGAGACCUCGAGGACAUCAGCAACGACGGAGAAGACGAAGACGCCGGUAGCGAUCAAGGCGACGAUGGCGACGAGCAAGAGCCUGAAGAGGCCAUUGGCGACGUCGAUCCUCUCGACCCGAAUGCUGUCGACGAGAAGGUGUGGGACGGCAACAACGACGACGAAGAAGAGAGCAAAGAUGCACCAGAGGACAAGACGAACAAGGAUCUUGGCUCUGACAAUGCAGACGGCAAGGAGGCCGAGUCUGUUCCCAAGGCAGACGACGCUGGUAGCGCUGACGAGAAGCAGAAGCAGGAGCGCCCUGCCGAAGGAUCUCGCGACGACCAACCGCAGCCGGACGAACAGCAGCAAGAGCAAGGCGAUGCCGACCAACAAGACGGCUCUGACGACCAAGACGCUGCCGAGCCCGAGGAGCGCGAAGGCGAAGAGGGUGAGGGCGGCGAAGAGGAAGACGACGAAGAUGCCGAUGUCCAAGGUGAAGGAGGCGGUCGUCAGCUGGAUCAGGAAGCUGAACAAGGACAGAACCUCGAUCUGGAUGAUGACCUCAACAUGGACGGCGGUGAUGGUGAGAGCGACGGGGAUCGUGAUGACGACGACGAUCUCGACGAUGUAAGCGACAUGGAAAAGAUGCCGGACGAAGACCAACGAGACGACAGGGUCGACGACAAGGCGAUGGACGAUCUCGUAGACGACCCGACGGCCGACGACAAGAAGCAAAAUGACGAGACUGCCGAAGGAGAAGCAGAUGAGCCGGAACCUGAGGAGAUCAAGGUGGACAAGGAUGAAGGCGAAGACGCCAUGGAUGAGGACGGUGAGGAGGAAGGCCCGGAGCCGCAGUCGAAGCAGCAGAAACCUGCAAACGACGAUCCAUCCGUCAACCAACAGGAUCAGGUGGAUCCCUUCGACAUCGACGCGGUGGAUCAAGGUGCCGACGAUGGAGGCCAGGACGAAUCAGCCAACCAGCAGCAGUCGUCGCGAUCUCAGCGAGGCAGACGUGUCGACGCACGCAACGACCAGUCGCAGGCUGACGAAGGCAACGACGCGGACGAGUCCCCGGACGCAGCACCGCGAGAGCAAGCCGAGCAGCCGCCAUCGGCUGGUCAAAGUGGAGCGCACUCGCUUCAGACUGAACGCCAAGAAGCCACUGCCGACCAAGAACAGGAUGGUGAAGCUGGCGCCGACCCCAAUCCACUCCGUCGUAUGGGCGACGCGUUGGAGCAAUUCCGGCGCAGAAUGCAAGAGAUCCAGAAUGCCCGCGAAGAGGAGGAGGAGCAGGUGUCUGGCGACAGACCUGACCACGAUGGCGAAGGCUUGCCCGAAGACAUCGAUGUCGAGCAUGUCGCUAACGAUGAUGCUGCCGAGCUGCAAGCUCUCGGGGCCGCACAGGAGCAAGACGAAGUUCGCAAGCUUGGCGAUCUCGGCAUCGAGGACGAAGACGAAUCUCUGGCACCCAAACCUCGCGGACAGGAUGUCAACGAGCAAGAGGGGUCAGAGCAGCACGAGCCGCAGCCCCUCCCCGAUCAGCCCACCAAGGAUCAGCGUGACGAAGUCAACGAUGGUCAGCAGAAAGCGUUCAUGCCUUCAGACCUCAAGCCGCCCUCCGCUUCGUUGACAGCUGAACAGAAGGCUCUGCUUGAUCGCGACGGAGACGCCAACAUGGCAGACGAAGUGCACGUCAAGAAGGAAGAGGACGAGGACGACGAAGCUAUGACACCGUUACCCGAUGACGUUCGAGAGGAGGUGGAUGACGAGGUACAGCAGCAGCUCGAAGCAUUCCGUAACGUUGCCUCAUCUGAGGAGCGCCUCGCUCAAGCUGCUGAACUCUGGAGAUCGUACGCGUCGCUCACCGCCGAUCUGGCCUUCUCGCUGUGUGAGCAGCUUCGACUCAUCCUCGCUCCCACUUUGGCAACGCGUCUCAACGGCGACUUCCGCACAGGCAAGCGACUCAACAUGCGCAAGAUCGUGCCCUUCAUCGCUUCCGAUUUUGCCAAAGACAAGAUCUGGCUUCGACGCACCAAGCCUUCGUCUCGCGAGUAUCAAGUGAUGCUGGCGAUCGACGAUAGUCGCAGCAUGUCCGAAUCGCGCUCUGCGCACCUGGCAUAUCAGACACUGGCUCUCGUCACGGGUGCGUUGUCUCGGCUGGAAGUCGGCGAUGUCUCGAUCUGCCGCUUUGGCGAAGAUGUCGAUAGCCUUCACGACUUUGGCAAGGGCAGCUUCAACGAUCAGAACGGAGCCCAUGUCAUCGAUCGACUCGGCUUCCAGCAGAAAAAGACAAACGUGCUCAAGCUGGUGGAAAAGUCGCUCGAGACGCUGGCCGAGGCGCGCGCUUCGCGAUCCUCUUCGUCCGCCUCUCAAGGUGGAGAUCUGUGGCAGCUUGAAAUCAUCAUCUCGGAUGGCAUCUGUCAGGACCACGCCAAGCUCCGCUCGUUGCUGCGCAGAGCGGCGGAGCAGCGCGUGAUGCUCGUUUUUGUCGUGAUUGACUCGUUGCAAUCCAAGCCUGCUACAGUCAGCGGAGCAUCGACCCCGGUGGCCAAACCAGCUGCGGCACAGCAGCCGAGAGGCUCAAUCUUGGACAUGACGAAUGCUUCGUACUACACGGACGCCAACGGACGCUUGCAACUCAAGAUGGAGCGCUACAUGGACACAUUCCCCUUCGACUACUAUGUGGUGGUACGAGAAGUCGAAGCUCUGCCAGAGGUGUUAUCUGCUACACUGCGUCAAUGGGUCGAGAAGAUCCGCGAGACCGAGUCUUGA